Messenger RNA from Eutrema salsugineum, 1022 nucleotides. RefSeq names its product transcription factor RAX2. The transcript is spliced from 3 exons. Lineage: Eukaryota; Viridiplantae; Streptophyta; Magnoliopsida; Brassicales; Brassicaceae. Bases 93 to 995 code for a protein of 300 amino acids. The record is from RefSeq and is a predicted model, not a curated record.
GAAAACAUUUUUUCUUUCUCUUCUUCUCUUUCAGAAAAACAAAACAAACAUUCCUCAAGCAAAACAUAUAGAUUAGCUACGGACCAAGAGAGAUGGGUAGGGCUCCAUGCUGUGACAAGGCAAAUGUGAAGAGAGGCCCGUGGUCUCCUGAAGAAGAUGCAAAGCUUAAAGAUUACAUAGAGAAUCAAGGCACUGGUGGCAAUUGGAUUGCUCUCCCUCAAAAAGCUGGUUUAAGGAGAUGUGGGAAGAGUUGCAGACUGAGAUGGUUGAACUAUCUGAGACCAAACAUUAGGCAUGGAGAUUUCACUGAGGAAGAAGACAAGAUUAUCUGCGGCCUCUUUGCCUCCAUUGGAAGCAGGUGGUCAGUAAUAGCAGCGCACUUGCAAGGUAGGACUGAUAAUGACAUCAAGAAUUAUUGGAACACUAAGCUCAAGAAGAAGCUCCUUGCUACCAUGGCUCCUCCUCCUCCUCCUCCUCCACCUCAUCACCACUUAGCCAUUGCUUCAUCAUCGGCAUCAUCACCAUCAUCAUCAUCAUCAUCGUCACAUUACAACAUGAUCAAUAAUCUACUUCCGUAUAACCCAUCAAUAGCAACAAACCAGCUGAACACACCUCAUCAGGGGAUGAUGAUGACAAUGAUGGGCCAACAACAACAACUAUUAUACCAAGAAAACAUGGGCAGUAUGGUAAAUUUUCCAAACAUAAACAAUCUCAUAAUGAGCCAUCAAGAAGACAUCCAGAAGCAAAGUACAAACAAGGGAAUAAUGUUGUUGAGUGAUGUAAGAAGUGGGUCAAGUACAACAAGUACAGUACCAAUGGUGAAGAUGGAAUAUCAUGAUCAUGAUCAUCAUCAUGAAGAGGAGGAGAGAUCAAUGGAAGAUUAUGGAAUGGAGGAGAUCAAGCAAUUAAUAAGUAGUAGCUGUACGAGCAGUAGUAGCAAUAGCUUGUGGUUUGAUGAAAACAAGACAGAGGAUAAGUUCAUGUUGUACUAUUGAUUCAAUCUCUCUUACCAACUUUUGAUU